Messenger RNA from Cherax quadricarinatus, 471 nucleotides. RefSeq lists its product as uncharacterized. The record is from RefSeq and is a predicted model, not a curated record. Lineage: Eukaryota; Metazoa; Arthropoda; Malacostraca; Decapoda; Parastacidae.
AUGAUAGCAGGAAAACGCAAACAUAGACUUCCUCAGGAAAGGCCUGUGGAAGAUGGGAACAGUUCAUCUGAUAUAGAGGAGCCUAUGAAGAAAGAACCAGAUCUCGACAACGAUGAAACGCAGAGCCUUCCCUCAUGUCAGUCUGAUGACCUCGUUGUGGACCUCUCUACGCUCGCUACUGCUCAAUCUGAUGACUCUGUUGAGGUCACUGCCGCAGCAGGUGCUGAACAAACUGGCGACCUUGAAGCGCACCCUGACAACCAGUCGGAGAAGGAAGGGAAAACCCCCGACGUGAGAGUAAAUGCUGGAGAUGGAGUAAAGCCAGCAGAUGGAGUAAAGACAGCAGAUGGAGUAAAGACAGCAGAUGGAGUAAAGGCAGAUGAUGAUGUACCUGAAAAGGAAAUCAUUUUCGAGAGGGAGGUUGUCAAUCUUAUAGAAAGUGAACAGGAGGAGCGCAGUCAUUCAGUCUAA